CAUUCGUGAUUAUGACAAUCAGCUGCUUAGCAAAACAGUAUUGAUUUACGAUGAGAGUUUGACAGGAAUACCUUUGAUUGUGUCCGUUAUUCGUCAAGGUGUGAAAAUGACUGGUGGUAGUAACUUAGUGGUGCCCAUGGUGUUAUGGGGGAGGAAUGCCCCGACCCACUGUAUCUCAACAGUACUGAUGACACCCGACCAGCGCAACAUCAUCACUGGCUGCAAUGAUGGACAAAUUGCUAUUUGGGAUGUCACAAAAAACUGGGAGAUCUACCCUCGUAGUAUGCUGUUUGGACAUACUUCAGCCAUCAGCUGCCUGGCCCUUGGCAGUUCUCAUCCUAACCUACCUUAUAUUGUUAGCGCUUCAGAGAAUGGGGAGAUGUGUCUGUGGGACAUCACUGAUGGUCGUUGUGUGGAGUGUACCAAGAUGUCUUUCAUCCAUUCUAACAUGCAGGCUUAUCAAUUCAGAAAGGAUGUUCGACUAGUAUGUAAUGGCUACUACCCAGAGAUUUUGAUUAUCGACCCUUUAACAUUUGAGAAGAUCUACUCUCUGUCUUCCAAAGUUGCUCCAGAUUGGAUCAGUGCCUGCUGUGUUCUGCGACCAGUGAAGCGACAAGAUGAUGUCAUUGUGGCUAUCUCCAACUCUGGAGCGGUCAAGGUCUGGAGUCUGAUGGGAUCUGAGAAUAGAACUCAACCUGUAUAUGAGGAUGAAUCUAAACAGAUUAAAUGUCUAAAUGCCCAGACUCUUGCCUGCUGUCCGUUCAACCAGAGGACAGUUCUUAUUGUCUGCUCCAAGUACUGGCAGAUAUAUGACGCUGGAGACUUCACCAAUUUAUGUUCCGAGUCGAACAGGUGUGGGGAGAGGUGGUCAGGUGGUGACUUCGUUAGCGUGGACAAGGUCAUUGUAUGGAGUAAUGAGGGCAAGGGAUACCUGUACAAAUUACCUACCAAUUGUGAUGUAACACAAAUCAAUACCCACAUGAAUGCCACACCAGAAAGUCCUGACUACCAUCGCCAGAGUCAUCAGCCAUCAGCCCCUCACGCCUACUACAUACUCGACAUGUACUCAGAGCUGUCUAUGGCCUGUGCGCCAGUCAUGACCUUUCACCAAGGUCACGAGGAGAAUCCCACUCAGAUCCUGAUCCGUGGCGACUCGGAAGGUCAGCUAGUUGCAUGGACACUACCUACAGUGACUGAACGACAAAUGACUUUGGUCAGACAGGAGAGUUUUGACCGCCUUCCAGCCUUGCCCCCGCGAUGCAGCACAACACUACAGGAAGUGUGGGAUAGUCUUUACCAGCCUCCCUCUGGUAUCAUUGAUGGACUGUGUGACGAGGAAGGGAGACCACUCCAUAUCACAUCAACAAUCUACAUCCCGUCACAAGGCAAGGUUGCAUGUGGCAGGGAGGAUGGUAGCAUCGUCAUAGCACCAGCCACCCAGAGUAUCAUCACCCAGCUUCUCGACUUUAAGAUUGAUAAAGAUGACAUCACCGUUCGUAUUCUGAGAGGCCAUGACGGCCGAGUGACAUGCCUAUUGUACCCGUUUAACGACAGUUCUCGAUAUGAACCCAACCACCUACUCUCUGGUGGAGCAGAUUUCUCUGUGAUGCUGUGGGACAUGUACUCCGGAUUAAAACUACACACUUUUACGGUGCACGGAGGGGAGAUAAAUCAGCUUAUUGUUCCACCUUGUACCUGCAAUACAAGAAUUUUAUCAUCUAUAUGCUCCGUGGCAAGUGACCAUUCAGUAACUCUCCUGAGUCUAAAGGAGAGAAAGUGUAUCAUGCUAGCUGGUCGCCACCUAUUUCCCGUACAAACCAUAAAGUGGCGCCCUCUGGAUGAUUUCAUGGUGGUGAGCUGUUCUGAUGGCACGGUGUAUGUUUGGCAGAUGGAAACAGGACACCUAGACCGAGUAGUCCAUGGCCUCACAGCAGAAGAAAUCCUCAAUAACUGUGAUGAGCACGCUGCUCCCACAGACCAACUCAUUAAUCCCAACCUUACCUUAGCCCAGGCCAUCAAACGCCGUAAUCUUUUGACUUUCAAAAACCUGGCUCAACAGAAACUACAGCAGCAGAUGGUUCAACAACAACAGGCACAAGGGGCCCGAUGUGACCUUGUCAAACCCCAGUCUUACCCUAUGUACAUACAGGGUGUGAGGACCAACACCCGGAAUCCAGACGCCCACAUCAUCUUCUUUGAUACAGAGUCUCUCAUUGUCCAGCUGCUUACUGACGAAUAUGCCCUGAUGUCGCCGGGAGAGCUUGAGGCAAAGGGGUUUUUCUCCUCUGGACCAACAGAUACCCCUAGUGGGGACAUAAGUGAAGCCCAGGCCAAAAUAUCAGGUGUGAUGGCAAAGAUCAAAGAGAAAGCAGACAGUGUUGGACAGAAAAUUCAAGGCAAGGUUGAUCCAUCUGGAAUGAGUUACUCUCCUACAGCAAGUGCCCGGGAGUCCCCUAGUAUGGGGCGCAGGGGAUCACCAAAAAUAAAUAUUUCAGGACAGGUCGACUCCAAUCUUACUAUGGAGAUUGCUCAGUUGUUUAUGUCGUGCCUCCAUGCCUGGGGUCUCGAUCCCGACCUUGACAAGCUGUGUAUUAAUAAACUAGGCCUGCUGAAGCCACGAUGUCCUAUAUCAUUUGGACUCAUAUCUAGAAGUGGCCACAUGUCCCUUAUGCUACCAGGAUGGCACAAGAAAGUCUGCCACGAAGAAAUGGGCAUGCCUGAACCACAGAAUGCAGCCAUACGUGGCAGAGGAAAAGGAAAGGUGACCUUGAAACAGCAGGCAAGGUCAGCAUCCUACAAUGAAAUAGAACGUAACCUGUUAAGUGGUGAUUAUACAACAGAUAGUGACUUAGAGAAUGAACAGCGUCCAUUGUCCAAACGUGCGUCUGACGGCGCCAUAUUAGGGAAGGAGAGUUUCCAACAACAGGAGAUGAAGAUAUUUUCUAGCAAGGCUCGGUGGCAGAUAUCCAGUGGCGUCACCACCCAGCACCUCCUCAGUGUUAUAUCCACCGCUAACACACUAAUGAGUAUGAGUCAUGCAACAUUUGCCACAAAACGCAUCAUCAAGAAACAUCUCAAAGGAACCAAGUUCGGGCUCCACAAAGGUUUAUUAGUGGCAGAGGACAACAGUUCAGAGGGGGGUAGUGAGGAUGAGUCUGACAUGGCCAUGAUGCAGCAGUCACAGAUAAAGCAGGGCUGGAGUCUUCUUGCUGCUCUCCACUGUGUCCUCCUCCCAGAGAUGGUGGGGUCCUCCAGUAUACAACCUCCACAACUGGAGAUGCUAGCUCGGCGCUGGCAGGACAGGUGUCUGGAGAUUCGAGAAGCAGCCCAGGCCCUAUUACUGGCUGAGCUUCGUCGGAUUGGGCCAGAAGGACGGAAAGAAGUGGUAGACAUUUGGUCUCCCUAUCUCCCUACCUACGUGGACCAAAAUGUCAGUCUGAUGGCUAAUGAUGGUUCUAAAGGCGAGGAGGAGGACGAGGAUUAUGAUGAUGAGGACCCGAUGGUCACAGGUGACUUUCCUAUCAAUAAGACAUCAACCUCCUUUGAGAGUCGUCGGAAGCAGGCCACAGCUAUUGUUAUGCUAGGUGUAGUUGGGGCUGAAUUUGGACAUGAGAUGGAACCUUCACGACGUAAAAAUGAGGAUAUCAAGAAGUCCAGAAAAGCAUCAUCAGCAAUCAAUCAAGAUGGUUUUACACUGACGAAUUACUCUCUGUCCAGACAUACAAGCAAAGCAUUGAUGUUCCUGCUGCAGCAGGCCCCCAGCCGACGCUUGCCUGCUCACACCCCCAUCCGACGGGCAUCAGUGGACCUCCUAGGCCGAGGCUUCACCGUGUGGGAGCCCUACCUGGAUGUGUCCGCUGUACUGAUGGGACUGCUGGAGCUAUGUACAGAUACAGACAGACUUGUACCACACAGUAUGACCUUCGGCUUACCUUUGACCCCGGCUGCAGAUGCCUGUAGGAGUGCACGCCACGCCCUCUCUCUCAUCGCCACGGCCAGACCACCGGCCUUUAUCAUCACCAUAGCAAAGGAGGUGGCACGCUACAAUGCAAUAGCCCAGACGGCUCAGUCCCAACACUCCAAUAUUCACAAUAAUGUGCUGGUAAAGAGUAAACAGGAGAUACUACGGGUGGUGGAACUCCUGGUGGAGAAGAUGCCCAAUGAUGUCGCUGAUCACCUGGUGGAGGUGAUGGAUGUAACAAUGCACUGUCUUGACCCCAGCCAGCUUAAGUCGAAAGGACUGAUGGAUCUCUUCCCAGCCAUUUGUCGGUUCAGCAUGGUAACUGUGUGUCCGGUCAGUAAGAGGAUCUGGGUUGGAGCAAAAAAUGGUGGCCUGGCUUUCUAUGAUCUGAAACAACACUCAAAAUGUCAGAUGACCACUGCCCACUCCGGUCCAGUUGUAGCCACUUGUGUGUCUCCAGAUGGAAAGUACCUAGCCACAUACUCUCACUUCGACAACAGACUCAAAUUCUGGCAGACGGCAUCCUCUUCCUUAUUUGGGAUUGGAUCACAACAGACAAAGUGUGUCAAGUCAGCUCCGACUCCUCCCUGCCCAGUGACCAACCUCACUAACCUGUUGAAACUAGUCCGCCUGGUGUGGGUGGAUCCAAGAACAGUGAUUAUGCUGACUGUGGAUGGUAGUGAGCAUAGAUACAGUGUGUAAAGAUAGACCUGGACUGAAUGUCGAGCUUUACAUUUAUCUGUGUUACAGUACAUCUGGUGCUGAUCAAGUAUCAGACAGUGUAGAAUGGACACUGACAAUAUGGUGUACACUGUUACAGUACACCUCAUCAAACCUCGGUGACACAGAGUGGACCUUCAUAGACAAUAGGUCACAGUACACUUUGUGAAGGUCAAACCUCGGUGACACAGAGUGGACCUUCAUAGCCAAUAUGUGAGUAAAUUUCGUGAAGGUCACAACUCAGUGACACAGAGUGGACCUUCAUAGACAAUAGGUCACAGUACUCUUCGUGAAGGUCAAACCUCGGUGACACAGAGUGGACCUUCAUAGACAAUAUGUUGUAGAUGUAAUAGAAUUAUAGGUACACCUGGUGCUGAUCAAGUUUCAGACUUCAUAGAGUGAACACUCGGACAAUAGGGUGUACAGUGUUACAGGUCAAAUAUGUCAAACUGGUGUAUUUUAGGCCAUUGUCCUGUAUUGGCGUAAUUAUACGUUGUGUAGUCAAUCAUCAUAGAGUCUACUGCCCAGUACAUUGGGACUCACUACUAUCUCAACGACUGAACUGAAGGCUGCCGUUUGAGACAGUGUUCCCAGCACAAUGCACAGGAAACCAAUACUGGCACAGAGCUGACAGGAGCAGAGUAAAAUUCAUUAAUCUUACAGGAACUGUUCUGAGGACCGAAGGACUGCUGUUACCCAGCAGUUCAUGAUAUUCAUAUUGAAAAAAUAUUAAGAUAUUGGUAUGGGAGUCAUCAAGAACAGUUGAUAUGUUUCCCAGAUGAUCUGUAAAUCACAUAAACCAUAGAUUUCACCCCACCAGAUUUUAGUCAUCUAGCCUUCCAAAGCACAUUUGCCCUGUAUUGUAUUUGCCCAUGUACUGCUAAUUAUGUAUAUCAUCUUCUGACCAUGUUGGAUUCAUCCUCUUGUUCUAUAUUGUGAAAAUAUAACAGGAACUACAAAUUCCUGUUUGCAAUAUGAAUAUCUCUGAUUCCAUUAAUGAAAGAUUGCAGUCAUGUGAGAUGUGAUUUGCGCAUAUUUUAUUUAUAAGUUGCUAUGUCCCAAACUUUUGUUAAGAUUCAAAUAAAAAACGUUUUUUUUUCAGAUCCUUUGAAAGUUAUUUAUGAAUAUUGUUGGUGAUAUAUUUGUUGCAGUGCAGUAUAUCGUAAUUAAACAAUGCUGAAAGUAUUGAUUACAUAAAGAUGGGCAUUGGAGUGAUUAUUUUAUGGCAGUUUCUGUGAUUUUAACAUUCCAAGUGUACAUAGAGCAAACUUUAUUGUUGUUGUUAUUGUUGAUAUGAAAACAUUUAUCGGUAAUAUCUAUUUAUAUCUUGAAGUUACUGUGUAUUGAUAUAUAAUAUAAAUACAAAAGUAUUUGUACAGUACAUGUAUUUUGUUUCAAUUCCGGGGUGAACGAGUAAAGUAAUUUAUAUGUUACCUACUGUCUGUUUACAGUAAGAAAAUUUACUACAUUGUAGUUUGGUGAAUAUGAUAUUUACCCAUCACGUAUUUGGGGACUUUUUCUACUACUGUAUAAUGUAAAUGUUUAAUUUUGGUUUCAAACUCUUCUGUUAAGGAGAUAAUGCCAAACAAACGUAUCCUUUAAAAAAAGUAAUACAUUUAUACCUCGGUGUGUGAGAAAUUUGCAAUCCUCUAAGUGAUUCUUGUAAACAUAGAUUUAGGAGAAGGAAAGAGUCAAGCCUGUCUAUAAAGAAUGUUAAAGAAAGAAAGCAAAAACAGUAAAGAUAUUGGACAAGCACUCCUUACACACAAAUUGUUGAUAUUUGUCAACUUUAGAUAUUCUAAAACCAACAUCCAUAUUACAGGUAGACAGGUAAUUCUACAGACAGGCAAUUUUUCCUCUAAGGCAGGUUUAAAUGUAGUAACCAGGCUACCAAAUUGUCCUAUUUAUAUAUUUUUUUAUCAUUGGUCAAGCAUUCUACAAGAAGGUGACUAUCUUUAGUACAUCAGAAAUGUUAUGGAACAUGGUUGUAAUUAUAACAAUAUCUGUGUAGGACCUGUUUACCUUAGAUUUCCAGUAUAAGGCUGUAGUGCGGGGAGUCCAUUAACCAUCCUAUACUCACUAAAGAAUAGUGGUGACUUGUAGUUAGAUGAACAUAUCAAAUGCAUUGGCAGAGUUGUUUACUUACUAAGGCAGUAUUUCUGUCCUAACUUUAACGGGUUUAACCACUUACACAGGUUUUAUCCGUCUCAUUACAAUAGGUUUCCUCACUCCCACAUAUACUUAUAUAUAUCCCAGCCUAUGGUUGAUAUUUUGACUGGUUACACAUUGUGAAAUAACCACAAGCUGUUUCACUCUAUACAUCUUUAUUCACAUUUAUGUUAUGGGAGAAACAAAAUCUCCAAUUUGUGAUAAUUGAUUAUUGUUUAUAUUCAUUUAUAUACUUAAUUCUCAUAUGUUAUCUUCACAAAAUCUGAAGAUUAUAUGUGAGCAUUAAAAUCAAUCAAAUGGAUAGAAAUACUGUCAAUCUUCUAUCAUGUACGCUAUUUAUUAUCACGCAACAUAUCUUUUUCUGUAGAUUGGAGAAUCAUGUUACCUUUUAAUGUUAAAUUUUAAUUAGGGUUGUAUGUUUAUUGUAAAUAUUGAAGUGUCAAGCAAUGUGCAAUAUCUUGUAUAUACAAAAUUGUAUAAAGCUUAUUUCAUAAAAAUGUAUUGUAUCUAGUCAAUGAACUUAUGAUAUUUUAGUAUAUAUCAAUAUUUGCUGUAAAAUUCUUAAUAGAAUAUAAAAUAUAU
Molecule: messenger RNA, 7432 nt
Organism: Mizuhopecten yessoensis (Yesso scallop)
Lineage: Eukaryota; Metazoa; Mollusca; Bivalvia; Pectinida; Pectinidae
Product: WD repeat-containing protein 7-like
Exons: 27
Coding region: 107-4663 (1518 amino acids)
Cellular component (GO): cytoplasm
Molecular function (GO): protein binding
Source: RefSeq, a predicted model, not a curated record